UCCAUGAGAUUAAUUAGUAACAUGAAAUCCACUAACCAAACAACUAUUUUAGAAUUCCGCCUUUUGGGACUGACAGAUGACCUAGAGCUACAGCCGCUCAUCUUCAGCCUGUUCCUGUCCCUGUACCUGGUCACCAUCCUGGGGAACCUGCUCAUCAUCCUGGCUGUCAUCUCUGACUCUCUCCUGCACACCCCCAUGUACUUUUUCCUCUCCAACUUGUCCCUCACUGACAUCUGUACCAGCACCACCACGAUCCCAAAGAUGCUGGUCAACAUCCAAACACAGGAUCAGAGCAUCACCUACCCAGGCUGCCUCUCCCAGGCCUUUUUUGCUUUGCUUUUUAGUGGCUUGGAAAAUUGUCUCCUUGCAGCGAUGGCCUAUGACCGCUACGUGGCCAUUUGCCACCCUCUGAGGUACACAGUCAUCAUGAGCCCCCGCCUCUGCGUCCUGCUGGUUCUGUUCUCGUUGCUCAUCAGCACUGCACAUGCCCUGCUCCACACUGUGAUGGUGCUGCGGCUGUCCUUCUGUGCGGACCUGGAAAUCCCUCACUUCUUCUGUGAACUGGCUGAGGUCAUCAAGAUCGCCUGCUCUAAUACCUUCAUCAAUAAUAUGCUGGUGUAUUUAGUGGGUAUCAUAUUUUUUGGUGUACCUCUUUUGGGGAUCAUUUUCUCUUAUAUCCAAAUCGUCUCCUCUGUCUUGAGGAUCACGUCAGUGGGAGGAAGGUAUAAAGCCUUUUCCACCUGCGGAUCUCACCUCUCAGUGGUGUCCUUGUUCUACGGGACAGGGUUUGGAGUCUAUAUGAAUUCUGCAGUGACUGACUCCUCCAUUGGGAAUGUGCUGGCUUCAAUGAUGUACACUGUGAUUCCUCCAGUGAUGAAUCCCCUUAUCUACAGCUUGAAGAACAAAGACAUGAAAGGAGCCUUGGCCUAUCUCAUUGUUGGAAUACCGUUUGUGUGA
Messenger RNA from Octodon degus (degu), 957 nucleotides. Its product is annotated as olfactory receptor 7G2-like. The coding region runs from base 4 to 957 and encodes 317 amino acids. Gene Ontology annotation, biological process: G protein-coupled receptor signaling pathway. The record is from RefSeq and is a predicted model, not a curated record. Gene Ontology annotation, molecular function: olfactory receptor activity; G protein-coupled receptor activity. Lineage: Eukaryota; Metazoa; Chordata; Mammalia; Rodentia; Octodontidae. The transcript has a single exon. Gene Ontology annotation, cellular component: membrane.